AUUUUAAUUCACUCUCGGGAUUUUUGAUUUUGAUUUGAUUCCUCUCGGACAUGAAUUCAGUUUCCGAGCAAAACGUGAUAUGAGUUUCCUCAGAGGUAUAAUUGAUUCGUUUAGUUCGAUUUUCACUGAAGAACACAAUCGUUGCAAAGAAUCUCAGCACGAUCCUAGCGUAUCAGCUUCUUCUUCUUCUGGUUCCAUGGACGGUGUCGAUGGAGUUCCGGUUUCUAACGAACGGAUUGCGUAUAAGCUCAAAGGAUACUUCGAUUUGGCGAAAGAGGAAAUCGCUAAAGGUGUUAGGGCAGAAGAGUGGGGUUUACAUGAUGACGCUCUUCUCCAUUACAGAAAUGCUCAGAGGAUCAUGAGUGAAGCUAGCUCUACGCCUUCUCCUUCGUAUAUUAGUUCGAGCGAAAAGGAGAAGGUGAGAUCGUACCGAGAGAAGAUUUCCAAAUGGCAAAAUCAAGUAUCGGAAAGAUUGCAAGCUCUGGCUAAGCGUACAGGUGUUGGAAUGUCUGAGAAUAAGAGAACUGUGCCAUUACCUUCUUCAGCUUCAGUUUCCUCUACAGCGUCAAAUAGAAGAGUUUCAUCACAAAAGACUUCACUUCCCAAAGGUGGCAUUGGAAUGGCAAGAAGCCCUAAAGAUGCUACUGCAAACCCAAAACCUGCGAAAGAAACUGGAAAUGGAUACGAUGAUAAGUUAGUUGAGAUGAUAAACACAACAAUAGUGGAUAGAAGUCCAUCUGUGAAGUGGGAUGAUGUCGCUGGACUUGAUGGAGCUAAACAAGCUUUAUUGGAGAUGGUUAUUUUACCAACAAAACGAAGAGAUUUGUUCACUGGUCUCCGAAGACCAGCGAGAGGUUUGCUUCUCUUUGGGCCACCUGGCAAUGGGAAAACAAUGCUUGCCAAGGCAGUCGCUUCUGAGUCACAGGCAACUUUCUUCAAUGUCUCAGCAUCUUCUUUGACGUCAAAAUGGGUGGGUGAGGCUGAAAAGCUAGUGAAAACGUUGUUCCAAGUUGCAAUAUCCAGACAACCUUCUGUGAUUUUUAUGGAUGAGAUAGAUAGUAUAAUGUCUACAAGAUCGACCAAUGAGAAUGAAGCCAGCAGAAGGUUGAAAUCAGAAUUCCUUAUCCAGUUUGAUGGUGUGACUUCUAAUCCUGAUGAUUUGGUGAUUGUCAUUGGAGCUACUAACAAGCCACAGGAGUUAGAUGAUGCAGUGCUUAGGAGAUUGGUAAAGAGAAUAUAUGUUCCAUUACCGGAUUCGAACGUCAGAAAAUUACUUUUCAAAACUAAAUUGAAAAGCCAGCCUCAUUCUUUAUCCGGUGGCGACAUUGAUAAAAUUGUCAGAGAAACCGAAGGAUACUCAGGAAGCGAUCUCCAAGCAUUGUGUGAAGAAGCGGCAAUGAUGCCAAUCAGAGAACUCGGUGCAAAUAUUCUUACCAUCCAAGCAAAUAAAGUGAGACCGCUAAGAUAUGAUGAUUUCCGGAGAUCGAUGGGAGUGAUCAGAGCCAGCUUGAGUAAAAGCAAAUGGGAAGAGCUUGAACGUUGGAACUCAGAGUUUGGCUCUAAUUGAAUUUCUUGUUGUGAGUAAGUGGUACAGGUGUUUCUCUUGUAAAUUUGAGAUGAUUAUAUAAUACUAUGGUCUACAGUUAAAAAGAGAACAAAACAAUCAAAAUGGUUCACUCUUCAAAGAGGAAGAUUGAUAUUAAGAUGUGUAAGCGUUAUUGU
This is a messenger RNA of Eutrema salsugineum, 1722 nucleotides long. RefSeq names its product spastin. NCBI's taxonomy places the organism in Eukaryota, Viridiplantae, Streptophyta, Magnoliopsida, Brassicales, Brassicaceae. Gene Ontology annotation, cellular component: microtubule cytoskeleton. The coding region runs from base 80 to 1567 and encodes 495 amino acids. The record is from RefSeq and is a predicted model, not a curated record. Gene Ontology annotation, molecular function: ATP hydrolysis activity; ATP binding. The transcript has 13 exons.